GGAAGAGGAAAGAAAAAAAGAAGAAGGGAACCCCCUCCCCAAGGUAGGAAGCGAGGGAAGCCGUAAAGCAAGAACAGCUGUAGAAGGAGCAGGGAAGUCGAGACUCGUUCUGUUAGUUUAUAAAUUUAGGCGCGGAGCUGAACCGAAAGAACUUGGGGAAACCUGCAGAAGCCAGGAGCUGCUGGCGCAGAAAAAAGAAAAGAACAGAGAAACGGGCGCGAGCGGGUCGCUCUUGUUUUUCGGGCGAAGCAGACGCAGCGGAAGAUGCCGCCGAAGAAGCAGAGCGCGGGCGGGUUUCGCAA
Amoebophrya sp. A120 is the source of this 302-nucleotide messenger RNA. The record is from the annotation of a GenBank genome assembly. Lineage: Eukaryota; Dinophyceae; Syndiniales; Amoebophryaceae.